Homarus americanus (American lobster) is the source of this 3684-nucleotide messenger RNA. RefSeq lists its product as uncharacterized. The transcript is spliced from 9 exons. Bases 1 to 3684 code for a protein of 1227 amino acids. NCBI's taxonomy places the organism in Eukaryota, Metazoa, Arthropoda, Malacostraca, Decapoda, Nephropidae. The record is from RefSeq and is a predicted model, not a curated record.
AUGGUGCAAGGUCAUGGUAUGGUGCAAGGUCUUGGUAUGGUGCAAGGUCUUGGUAUGGUGCAAGGUCUUGGUAUGGUGCAAGGUCUUGGUAUGGUGCAAGGUCUUGGUAUGGUGCAGGGUCUUGGUAUGGUGCGGGGUCUUGGUAUGGUGCAAGGGCUUGGUAUGGUGCAAGGUCUUGGUAUGGUGCAGGGUCUUGGUAUGGUGCGGGGUCUUGGUAUGGUGCAAGGUCUUGGUAUGGUGCAAGGUCAUGGUAUGGUGCAAGGUCAUGGUAUGGUGCAAGGGCUUGGUAUGGUGCAGGGUCUUGGUAUGGUGCAAGGGCUUGGUAUGGUGCAAGGUCUUGGUAUGGUGCAAGGGCUUGAAGCUCCAGUGUUUACUCCCAUACAGCAAGCUCCAGUGUUUACUCCUAUACAACAGAAGCUCCAGUUUUACUCAUGUACAACAGAAGCUCCAGUGUUUACUCCUAUACAACAGAAGCUCCAGUUUUACUCCUAUACAACAGAAGCUCCAGUUUUACUCAUGUACAACAGAAGCUCCAGUGUUUGCUCCUAUACAACAGAAGCUCCAGUGUUUACUCCUAUACAACAGAAGCUCCAGUGUUUGCUCCUAUACAACAGAAGCUCCAGUGUUUACUCCUAUACAACAGAAGCUCCAGUUUUACUCAUGUACAACAGAAGCUCCAGUGUUUACGCCCAUACAGCAAGCUCCAGUGUUUACUCCUAUACAACAGAAGCUCCAGUGUUUACGCCCAUACAGCAAGCUCCAGUGUUUACUCCCUGUGCAACAAAGCUCCAGUGUUUUGCUCCUAUACAACAGAAGCUCUUAAGCUCCAGUGUUUUACGCCCAUACAGCAAGCUCAGUGUUUGCUCCUAUACAACAGAAGCUCUUGUGUUUACUCCUAUACAACAAAGCCCAUUGUUUACUCCUAUACAACAAGCUCCAGUGUUUACUCCUAUACAACAGCUCCAGUGUUUGCUCCUAUACAACAAGCUCCAGUGUCGUCCAUACAACAGAAGCUCCAGUGUUUACUCCAUACAACAGAAGCUCCAGUGUUUACUCCUAUACAACAAAGCUCCAUUGUUUACUCCUAUACAACAAAGCUCCAGUGUUUACUCCCUAUACAACAAGCUCAGUGUUUUACUCUAUACAACAAGCUCCAGUGUUUACUCCAUACUCAGAAGCUCCAGUUUACUCUAUACAACAGCUCCAGUGUUUACUCCUAUACAACAAAGCUCCAGUUUUACUCUGUACAACAAGCUCAGUUUUACUCAUAAUACUGUGUUUAAAGCUCCAGUGUCCAGUUUUACUCAUACAACAGAAGCUCCAGUGUUUGCUCCAUAUACAAAGAAGCUCCAGUUUUACUCAUGUACAACAGAAGCUCCAGUGUUUAUCCUAUACAACAAGCUCAGUUUUACUCCUAUACAACAACAAGCUCCAGUUUUAUAUAACAAAACCAUGUACUCGCAUGUACAACAAGCUCAGUGUUUACUCCUAUACAACAGAAGCUCCAGUUUUUGUCUAUACAACAAGCUCAGUUUUACUCAUGUACAACAGCUCAAUGUUUACUCCUGCUCCUAUACAACAAGCUCAGUUUUACUCUAUACAACAGCUCCAGUGUUUUGCUCCUACUUUCGCUUAAAAUCCCAGUUUUACUCCUAUACAACAAGCUCAGUUUACUCUAUACAACAAGCUCCAGUUUACUCUAUACAACAGAAGCUCCAGUUUUACUCAUGUACAGCUCAACUCCAAAGCUCAGUGUUUGCUCCUAUACAACAGCAAGCUCCAGUGUUUGCUCCUAUGUUUACAACAAGCUCCAGUUUUACUCAUAGCACAACAAAGCUCCAGUGUUUACGCCCAUACAGCAAGCUCAGUGUUUACUCCUAUACAACAGAAGCUCCAGUGUUUGCUCCUAUACAACAGAAGCUCAGUAAGCUCAGUGUUUGCUCCUAUACUCUGCAGAAGCUCAGUGUUUACUCCUAUACAACAAGCUCCAGUGUUUGUCAGUAUACAACAAGCUCUUGUGUUUAUCUAUACAACAAAGCUCCAGUGUUUACUCCUAUACAACAGGCUCCAAGCUCCAGUUUUGCUCAUGUACAACAAGCUCCAGUGUUUGCUCCUAUACAACAAGAAGCUCCAGUGUUUGCUCCUAUACAACAAGCUCCAGUUUUACUCUAUACAACAAGCUCAGUGUUUACUCCCUAUACAACAAGCUCCAGUUUUACUCUGUUACAACAAGCUCCAGUGUUUGCUCUAUACAACAAGCUCCAGUGUUUGCUCUAUACAACAGAAGCUCAGUUUUACUCUAUACAACAAGCUCCAGUGUUUGCUCCUAUACAACAGGGUUCCAGUUUUACUCAUGUGUUUGCAACCAGAAGCUCCAGUGUUUGCUCCUGUAACCCAAAGCUCAGUGUUUGCUCCUAUACAACAAGCUCUUGUGUUUACUCCUAUACAACAAAGAAGCUCAAGUGUUUACUCUAUACAACAAAGCUCAGUUUACUCUCUAACAAGCUCCAGUUUUACUCAUCUCCAGUUUUACUCAUAUACAACAAGCUCCAGUUUUACUCAUACAACAAGCUCGGUCUACAACAGAAGCUCAAGUUUACUCUCACAACAAGCUCCAGUGUUUACUCUAUACAACAGCUCAGUGUUUGGCUCCUAUACAACAAGCUCCAGUGUUUACUCCUAUACAACAAAGCUCCAGUGUUUGCUCAUGUACAACAGCUCAGUGUUUGCUCACUCAACAGAGACUAUACAACAAGCUCCAGUCCAGUUUUUUCUCCCCCUUUAACAAAGCUCAUGUUCUCCCACAUGCAACAAGAAGCUCCAGUGUUUACUCCUCCAUCAUUUUGCUCCCCUUCAAGCUCAGUGUUUACUCCUACAACAAAGCUCAGUAUCCUUGAUGCUCCAGUGUUUUGCUCCUAUAAUACAAGCUCCAGUGUUUACUCCCUUAAUAGGCUCAAUGUUUACUCUAACAACAAGCUCAAUGCUCCAUUGUUUACUCCCCAUACAACAGAAGCUCCAGCUUUACCCCAGGCCAACAGAAGCUCCAAUGUUUACUCCCAUACAGCAAAAGCCCAGUUUUACCCCAUACAACAGAAGCCCAUUGUUUACCCCCAGCAAAUGGAAGCUCCAGUGUUUACUCCUAUACAACAGAAGCUCCACAAGCUCCAGUGUUUACUCCUCUAUACAACAGAAGCUCCAGUGUUUACUCCCAUACAGCAAGCUCCAGUGUUUACUCCCUAUACAACAGAAGCUCCAGUGUUUACUCCCAUACAGCAAGCUCCAGUGUUCCUUAUACAACAGAAGCUCCAGUGUUUACUCCCAUACAGCAAGCUCCAGUGUUUGCUCCUAUACAACAGAAGCUCCAGUGCUUACUCCUAUACAACAGAAGCUCCAGUGUUUACUCCCAUACAGCAAGCUCCAGUGUUUUCUCCCAUACAACAGAAGCUCCAGUGUUUACUCCCAUACAGCAAGCUCCAGUGUUUACUCCUAUACAACAGAAGCUCCAGUGUUUACUCCUAUACAACAGAAGCUCCAGUGUUUACUCCUAUACAACAGAAGCUCCAGUGUUUACUACCAUACAGCAAGCUCCAGUGUUUACUCCUAUACAACAGAAGCUCCAAUGUUUACUCCCAUAUAACAGAAGUUCCAGUGUUUACUACUAUACAACAGAAACGCAGUAGAUAA